Molecule: messenger RNA, 6202 nt
Organism: Vidua chalybeata
Lineage: Eukaryota; Metazoa; Chordata; Aves; Passeriformes; Viduidae
Gene: MYEF2
Product: myelin expression factor 2
Exons: 17
Coding region: 3827-5833 (668 amino acids)
Biological process (GO): regulation of mRNA stability involved in response to oxidative stress
Cellular component (GO): nucleus; post-mRNA release spliceosomal complex; cytoplasm
Molecular function (GO): mRNA binding
Source: RefSeq, a predicted model, not a curated record
CAAACUGACUUUCAGGAACACAGAAUUUUUUUCACAAGUUCCACCUGAUAAAAGUAUUGAUGAACUGCUUUUGAUCAUGACUUCACCAGACACAAAAUUAAAAAAAAUAUUGAGACAAACAAAAGAUGAAUUAAAGUGGUCCCUUCUAAAAGGAUGAUGAUGCAUAUCUGUUCAUUAGCAUAUUGGGAGCUAUACCUUGUUUGUCACUGAGGACUUGAGACUUGAAUUUACUGGAGAGUUACUGUUUUGAAAAGAAUGCUGAUACUUCAAAUAGACAUAAUUAUUUUACCUCAGUAAAAUACUUGUACAAGACACUUUCAAUAGUAGUUCCUUUACAGUUGCUUAUGUUUACACAUAUAUGCAAGAACAUUAAUAAUAUUCCAUUAUCCUCAACUCUGCGUGUAAAUUAGUGCUGUCAACUCUGUGCUUGCCUAGACUGUACAGUCAUUAUGCCAUACACUCUACCUAUAACUGUGAAACACUAUUUAUGUUAGAGAAUAAUAAGAGGAAUUUGUUAGGACAGCAGAUCAAGAACACUUGUAACAGUAUUGUACUAAAUGAAGGAUCCCCCUUUUAAAAGGAACAUUCCUCAGAAAUCUUUUCUGUCUUCUGUAAGAAUAUGAACAGAGGCAGAAGAGAUGUUGGAAGCCCGUAUAUCAAAAUAUAAUUUUCAAAUAUUCUCAGGAGGGCCCAGUAGUGUGUAACAAAGGAGACUUUCCCAGCACAGGAAAUGGCAUGGAAAGACAAUGGUUUCCUUUUUUUCACUUAACUGUAGUAAGUAGAUUUAAGAAAAAAAAAAAUCAAUCAUUUUAUACUCAAGAGUCUUCCUAGGGAAAAACUUAAACAUUUUUCAACACAGUUUUGUACACCAAAGAUAUUCUACUUUUUAAUUCCAAUUCACCCCUGUCAGGUCCCUAACAGCUCUUUGUGGCAUUACUCUCCCAUUUUUAUUAUUGUUCUUUGAAGACAGAAAUACUGAGUGGUUGUAUAUGAGACUUAGAGAAUAGGAGGCAAGACUCCCAUAAAAAUCCUGACACGGGCAACUGAGCUGAACAGAAUGCUCUAAAUUGGAGUUGUGGUGUGAGGGAGACAGGGCAAAGCUACCGUAACUCCUCCGGGCUUUUAGCCAGAUUAUGCCCCAGUGCAGCUUUAAUACGAAACACCUUUUCAUCUUUGGAUGUGUAUGGAUUGUGCAGUUCUGAGUAUUUAUUGCAAAACCCAUCCUGUGACAGCGGAGUUUAGUGGUAUAAAACUGUGUACACUGGACUGUGGUGGGUGGAUCUUGGCUGGCCAUCAGGUACCCACCAAGUUGCUCUAGCACUCUUCAGCAGAAUGGGGUGGGAGAAAACAAGAUGGAAAAAAUUCAUGGAUCAACAUAAAGUCAGUUGAAUAAAGCAAAGACUGUGUAUGGAAGCCAAGGAAAACAGAUUUACUCUCUGUUUCCCAUCAGUAGGCAAUGUCCAGGCACUUCCUGGGAAGCAGUGCACAUAGCAGUUGCUCUGCAAGACAAAUGUAAUAACAAAUGCCCUCUCUCCUCACCUUUUCCUCUCCUUUUUCUUGGCUUUUAUUGCUGUGCAGAUGUCAUAUGAUGUGGAAUAUCCCUUUGGGUAGUUGGGGUCAGCUGCCCUGGCUAUGUCCUGUCCCAAGAUCUUGCCCACCUUCAGCCUACUGGUGAGAGGGGAAUGUUGGAGAUACAGCUGUGAUGCUGUCCCAGCAAACACCAACGUGUUACCAACUCCUUUCCAGCUACCAGUACAGAGCACAGCACUGAGGGCUGCUCUGGGGAAAACUGACUUCACCUCAGCCAGACCCACGGGCCCUAAAGGCACACAAACAUGGGGAGGCAGCAAUUGACACAGCCAGUAGAUUACUCAGAACAAGUAGGCAAACUGUGUGUAAGAAAGUCAGCAACUCCUGUUUUAUCCACAGGCCCAUCAGCACAGGAAUUCAGUGUCAGCUGCUUGGUGCCAUAAUACUGCUUUAGGGAGUACAGGAUUCCAACACUUGAGAUGCUCUGUGCAAAGCACAAUCAAACAGAGGGUCUGGUAACCUGAACAUGGGAAUUACUCCCCUUCAUCCUGAAGAAGUGAGAGCUGUAAAAUGUAAUGACAGCAAUAUCAAGUAAACAUUAACUAUUCUAGCAGUGAUUAUUAUCGCAAACACCAAGAUAUUUAUCUAAUUAUGGUUAAUGUGUGAACAGAAUUACAUCCCUUAUCAGACCUCUGGACAUGCUUUUCUACCUUCAUCUGGAAUGGAGGUUACUGGGGUAUUUUGCAGUAGCUUUGAGUGCUUCCUCCAAAAUCUCACGUUACCAACACCUGCUAUGACAGUCAUGAGGACAGAUAAAAAGAGCGUCCCAGCAGCUCAUAAGGAGAUUACUUCCAAAAGCCACAUUAGUACAGGUCUGUGGGUUAGCAACCAUAAGCCACCGAUGUGAAUUCAUUGCAGAGGACUGAAUGGCUUUCCUUAUAUAAUAGAUAUUUAUAUAAUAUUUAGUUACCUCUUUAGAAAGGCUUUUGUACUUGUUGUUAGUAAAAUUAUUAAACUUUGUCCAAAUGAUAAAUGCUUUUUUCUUCUUUUAAUAAUAUUGCUUAUUAGAGAGUGUCCAAAGGAGGCAACAAAGAUGGUGGAGUGUCUGGAGAAGUGACUGAGGUCACUUGGCCAGCCUGGAGGAGACAGAGGGGACACCUCAUUGGGAUAUUCAACAUUGUCACAAGGGGAGGCAGAAGCACAGCUACUGAUCUCUUCUCUCUGGUGACCAGUGACAGGACUGGAGGAAACAACACAAAGCUGAGUCAGGAGAGCUUUAGGUUGGAUCAGGAGAAGGUUUUUCACCCAGAGGGUGAUUAAGCACUGAAACACCCUCCCUGGGGAAGUGGUCACAGCACCAAGCCUGAAAAAGUUCCAGAAGUGUUUGGACAAUGUUCUUGGGCACACGGUGUGACUCUUGGGGUGUUUUGUGCAGGGCCAGGAGUUGGACUGGAUGAUCCUGGUAAGUCCCUUCCCACUCAGCGUAUUCUGUGAGUCUAUAUUUGGGCUGAGCUGUCUCAACACAGAUUUAGGGUUGAUUUGUGUCCAAAUCCUUCAGAAUUUGGGAGCCUUCAGUUCAUGAUGAAUGUGGGGAUCUUAUUAAUGUAGAGGGGUACUGAAGUGUUUGGAAAAAGACCACGCAAGAUAUUUUAAAUCAGAAAUGGUGUGGCCAGCAGGACUAGAAUAGUGAUCUUCCCCCUCUACUCACACUGGUGAGGUUGCACAAUGAAUCCUGUGUUCAGAUUUGGGCCCUUCACAGCGAGAAGGACAUUGAGGUGCAGAAGCGUGUCCAGAGAAGGGCAGCUGAUCAAGGGUCUGGAGCAUAAAUCUUGUAAGGAGCAUUUGAAGGAGUGUUCAGCCUGGAGAAAAGGAGGCUCAGAAAAGGAGGCUCAGGAGGGACAUUAUUGCUUUCGACUGCCUGAAUGGAGGAUGUAGCCAGGUGGGAGUUGGUCUCUUCUUCCAUGAAACAAGUGAUAGGGUGAUAGGAAAUGGCCUGAACUUGCACCAGAGGAAGUUUAGGUUGGAUAUUAGGAAAAAUUUCUUCACGGAACGGGUUGUCCAUCACUGGCACAGGCUGCACGGGGAAGUGGUGGAGUCACCAUUGCAGGAGGGAUUUAAAAGACGUUAAGAUGUGCCACUUGGGUACUUGGCUUAGUGGUGUACUUAGCAGUGCUAUAUUAAAGGGUGGACUUGAAGAUCUCAGAGGUCUUUCCCCACCGAAUUGUUUCUGCGGCGGAGUGAUUCAGUGACUCAGUGAGGGAGGCUGGCGUGAGGCGCAGCCCGACCGCGCGUCGCCAUGGCAACGCACAAAGCCUCGGCGCGCGUGCCCUCCCCCGGCCGCGCGCGGCGCUCUCGCGAGACUUGGUGCGGCGCGGCGCGGCGAGGCCGAGGCGGUCGGGGCCCGUUUCAAACCGGCGGUCGCUGGGCCGCGGCCCGGCGCGAGAUGGCGGAGAGCGACAAGGCGGAGGCGGCCGCGCCGCGCCGAGCCGAGGAGACGGCCGGCCAGGCGCCACAGCCACCGCCGCAGCAACAGCAGCAGCCGGCACCGCAACAACAGACGCCGCAACAGCCGCCGCAGGAUGAGGAGGCGGCGGCGGCGGCCGCGGCACCCGUUGGCGGCGCGGGCAGCGCAAAUGGCGUCAAAAUGGAUAAUGAUGAGACAGCAAAAGAAGGGAAAGCACCUGUGAAAGAAAAGUUUGUUGCAAAAGCAAAGGCAAUCCCUUCUCUUGGAAACAAGAAUAAAUUCCAUCCCUAUGUGAAGGAGAAGAAUGCAGGCUCUGGAGACAAGAAGGCUGUUAAUCGCAACAGAGUUUUUAUUAGCAACAUCCCAUAUGACAUGAAAUGGCAAGCUAUUAAAGACCUGAUGAGAGAGAAAGUUGGUGAGGUUACAUACGUGGAGCUGUUUAAGGAUGCUGAAGGAAAAUCAAGGGGUUGUGGUGUGGUUGAAUUCAAAGAUGAAGAAUUUGUUAAGAAGGCAUUAGACACUAUGAACAAAUAUGAUCUUAGUGGAAGACCCCUGAAUAUUAAAGAGGAUCCUGAGGGGGAACAUGCUCGUAGGGCACUGCAGCGGGGAGGAGGGCAGUUUCCAGGAGGACAUGGACCUGAUGCGGCACCUGGAAUGAUGAAUUUACCACCUUCUAUUCUCAAUAAUCCAAACAUUCCUCCUGAGGUUAUCAGUAAUUUGCAAGCAGGCAGGCUUGGAUCCACGAUUUUUGUUGCCAAUCUUGACUUCAAAGUUGGCUGGAAGAAACUGAAGGAGGUAUUCAGCAUUGCUGGAACUGUGAAGCGUGCAGACAUCAAAGAAGAUAAAGAUGGCAAGAGUCGAGGAAUGGGGACAGUUACCUUUGAACAAGCAAUUGAAGCUGUUCAAGCAAUAUCUAUGUUCAAUGGACAAUUCCUGUUUGAUAGACCCAUGCAUGUAAAAAUGGAUGACAAAUCAGUUCCUCAUGAAGACUUCCGUGUUGUGGACAGCAAAAGCUCACAAUUGCCUCGUGGUCUUGGUGGCAUUGGUAUGGGACUUGGACCAGGUGGACAGCCCAUCAGUGCAACACAGCUGAGCAUGGGUGGUGGAAUGGGGAGCAUGGGUCCAGGAGGUAUGGGAAUAGACGGCCCAGGAUUUGGUGGAAUGAGUAGAAUGGGAGGCGGACUUCCUGGAUUUCGUGGAAUGGAAGGAAUGCCUAACAUGGGAGGAUUUGGAGUCAACCGAAUGGGAGAAAUGUUCCGUGGUGGAAUGGGAGCAAACAUGGAAAGAGAAUUUGGUCGUGGUGACAUGGCAUUGAACCGUGGUUUUGGAGAGUCUUUUGGAAGAAUGGGUGGUGCAAUGAUUGGUGUUUUUGCAGGAGGAAUGGGAGCACCUAGCAUGGGCCCAGUAAGAUCUGGAAUGAGUGGUGGAAUGGGUGGUAUGAACAAUAUGGCAGGAGGAAUGGGAAUGGAUCGGAUGGGUUCUGGUUUUGAUCGAAUGGGACCAGCCAUGGGUGGAGGCCUGGACAGGAACAUGGACAUCGAUCGAGGAUUUGUGCCUGGCCCCAUGGGAGGUGGCAUGAGAGAGAGAUUAGGCUCUAAAGGCAACCAGAUAUUUGUGAGAAAUCUUCCGUUUGACUUGACCUGGCAGAAGCUAAAGGAGAAAUUCAGUCAAUGUGGUCAUGUAAUGUUUGCAGAAAUAAAAAUGGAGAAUGGAAAAUCCAAGGGCUGUGGAACAGUCAGAUUUGACUCACCAGAAUCUGCUGAAAAGGCCUGUAGGAUAAUGAACGGCAUAAAAAUCAGUGGCAGAGAAAUUGAUGUCCGCUUGGAUCGCAAUGCAUAAUUUAAAACUUUGUGUUCAGGAACAUUCCUAUGUCUGUUUAGCUUCUCUGUCUUAGUAAGUCAUUUUUAGUAACAUUGUAUGCUUACAAAAGCUGUAAAAAGGAACUUUUAAAUCCCACCAGCCUUUAACAGUAUAGUGUUUAAUAUACUGUGAUACUUGUUAACUGAAUCUUACUAUGUUUGGUUUUUAAAGACAAUUCGCCUGAUUUUUGUUGUUUUUUUAGAGGCGCUGAGCACCUGCAGGUCCCUAUAGACUAGGGAUGCUUUGGAUGCUCAGUGCCUUUGGAAAAUUAGGCCAAGUGUCUCUAGUCAUUCAGUUUAAAUGAAUGGUUAUACUGUUUUUAAUAAAAUAAGCCAUUUUCUCUGUUAA